Messenger RNA from Fusarium poae, 1677 nucleotides. RefSeq lists its product as uncharacterized. Gene Ontology annotation, molecular function: N,N-dimethylaniline monooxygenase activity; flavin adenine dinucleotide binding; NADP binding. The transcript has a single exon. NCBI's taxonomy places the organism in Eukaryota, Fungi, Ascomycota, Sordariomycetes, Hypocreales, Nectriaceae. Bases 1 to 1677 code for a protein of 558 amino acids. The record is from RefSeq and is a predicted model, not a curated record.
AUGGGCUCUCUGCCAAAGACAGCCAAGGAAUUUGACGUCCUCAUUAUGGGCGCUGGCCUUUCUGGUCUAUGCACUCUGUACCACCUUCGAAAACGCUUCCCCGAUUGGCGUAUCAAUAUCCUCGAUGCUGCCCCCGAUGUGGGUGGUACGUGGUACUGGAACUCGUAUCCAGGCUGUCGUUUCGAUUCUGAAUCGCUUUCUUACUGCUUUUCUUUCGACAAAGAGCUUCUCGAUGAGUGGCACUGGAAAGAGGCAUUUUCUCCUCAACCAGAGACACACAGGUAUAUCAAGUACUUUGCCGGGAAACACAACCUUUAUAAGGACAUCAAACUCAACACCAUAGUCACCAAAGCUACAUGGCAUGAGUCAGAACACACUUGGACUUUUAUCGACGAGGCUGGUUACGAAUACGUUUCAACCUUUUUCGUCAGUGGUAUGGGCUUCUUGUCUGCGCCGACUCUGCCUGCGAUUGAGGGUAUUGAAGACUUCAAGGGCAGACUGUUCCACACUUCUCGUUGGCCUAGGGAUCUCGAUAUCGAUCGCAAUUUCGCUGGCAAGAAGGUCGGCGUUAUUGGUACAGGCGCAACCGGUAUCCAGAUCAUCACCUCUCUGUCAAAGGACCCCAGCAUUGAUUCAAUUAAUGUAUUUCAACGCACAGCCAAUUGGUCCGCGCCACUACGCAACUCCGAGAUCACUCUAGAAGACAUGGAAGAGCACAAGAAGAACUUUGACAACAUCUUCAAAACCUGUUCUGAAAGCUCUUCUGGCUUUAUGCACAAGGGUGAUCCUCGCAAGUCACUUGAAGUUACGGAGGAAGAACGAGUGGCUUUGUGGGAGAAGCUUUAUAGUGAACCUGGAUUUGGUAAGUGGUUGAGCGUCUUUUCGGAUACAUACACCGAUCGCUACGCAAACAGCCUGUAUUCCAACUUCAUGGCCGACAAGAUCCGACAGCGCGUGAACGAUCCCGCUGUUGCAGAGAGUUUGAUUCCAAAGAGCCAUGGCUUUGGAACUCGACGAGUACCUCUUGAGAGUGGUUACUUUGAGGCGUACAACAAGUCCAACGUUCAUCUCGUAGACUUACACAAAACACCGAUCGAGCGCGUCACCGCAUCUGGGAUUCUGACGUCUGAUGGGAAGGAACACAAGAUCGAUAUCCUGAUCUGUGCCACAGGCUUCAAUGCAAUCACCGGUGCUUUCAGUGCUAUCGAGUGGCAUGGGAAGAACGAACGUACACUUAUCGCAACUAGCGAUAGUCCCAACGCCGACAAAGCGAUUUGGCUUGAUCACCGUCCUCGGACGUUCCUUGGACUCACGGUACCUUCCAUGCCAAACAUGUUCAUGGUUCUCGGCCCUCAUCAACCUUUUGGGAACGCUACUCGAAACAUUGAGUAUGCCGUCCAAGCCAUCUCGGACUUACUGCAAUAUUGCAAAGAUCAUGGAUACACUUCUGUUGAACCCACAGAGAAGUCUGUUGAGGAGUGGACUGAACAUGUGGUCAAGUGCAGUGAGAGCCAAACCCUGAUGAAUGAGAUAGAUAGUUGGAUGACGGGUGUCAAUAAGAAUGUCAAAGGGAAGAUUGUCAGAAGUGUGGCGCGUUAUAGUGGUAACAUCACCGAGUAUCGUCGACGAUGUGAGGAAGUGAAGAAGAUGGGCUACAAAGAACUUGUGUUUUCUUAG